Messenger RNA from Polychytrium aggregatum, 1343 nucleotides. Its product is annotated as mitochondrial carrier domain-containing protein. Gene Ontology annotation, molecular function: transmembrane transporter activity. Gene Ontology annotation, biological process: transmembrane transport. The transcript has 13 exons. The record is from RefSeq and is a predicted model, not a curated record. The coding region runs from base 66 to 1274 and encodes 402 amino acids. NCBI's taxonomy places the organism in Eukaryota, Fungi, Chytridiomycota, Chytridiomycetes, Polychytriales.
CUCAGCCGGAGGUACUUCUUUGGGCUCGGUGGAAACUACUGCUCCGUCGUCGUCGUCGUCGUCCCAUGCGCCCCCCACUCGCCCACCCCCAGCGAGGAGGCGCUUGCUCCACCCGAGCGAAACUGGGCGCCCGGGGUGGGCCGCUUGUUCGGGGCGGCGACCGGCCGCGAGGGGUGGGGCACUCUUCCUCCCGACUCCGACCGGGGGGCAAGGCGCUGCUUCUCGAUGCGUUGGCUGCAGCCGCUCCGUGUCGGGGCCUCGCCUGUUUGUCCCCGUCGAGCAUCUCGAUCUGCAGUUAUCCAGUCGCAUCGACGCCUCACCAAGCUUCCCUCGAUCUGCCACAAGGAGCAGAAACAGACAGCAUACGAUCCAUGUCUUCGUCAUCGACUGAAGUGCCAAGCCAGAAGCACAUCGCCAUCGAUUUCGGCGCUGGCGUGGUUGGAGGAACCUCUGGUGUCCUGGUGGGCCAUCCUCUGGAUACCAUCAAGGUUCGAUUGCAAUCGCAGGCCAUAUCCGGGCAUCGGUACCGCAAUCUGAUGGACUGCUUUGCGACCAUCAUCAAGGAGGAGAAGAUUUCAGGCCUGUACAAAGGCAUGUCUUCGCCGCUGUUUGGAGUGGCAGUCAUCAACAGCUUGCUCUUUGGCGUCUACGGCUGGUUUCUGCGGCACCUCGAUAAUGGCCGAGAGAGCUCCAUCGCAACAAUCUUCUGGGCAGGAAACGGAUCGGGCUUUGUCAAUGCAUUUUUCAGCUGCCCCAUGGAGCUCGUGAAAAUCCGGCUGCAGAAUCAGUUCAGUACACCAAGCGGAUCAUCAGCACCGUACUAUCGCGGUCCCCUCGACUGCUGCAGCAAGAUAUACCGAGCCGAGGGCAUCCGCGGGUUCUAUCGAGGAUUUGGAUGCACUCUCAUUCGCGAAACCCCAAGCUACGGUGUCUAUUUUGCAUCCUAUGAGCUGCUGUGCCGCUACUGUGUGCCCGAAGGAGCACCCCUGGACAAGCCGACUGCGGGGCUCUUGUUUGCCGGUGGGAUGGCUGGAGUGAUGGCCUGGAUGAUCACCUAUCCCUUCGAUGUUGUCAAGACUCGGUUGCAGUCCGUUCCCGAUGCCUCGGUGCAUGCCCCUGCUUAUCGUGGAACGUUCGAUUGCAUGCGACAGAUCAUUGCCAAGGAAGGUAUCCGGACGCUGUUUGCUGGCGCUGGCGCAACGGCGAUCCGGGCCUUCCCGACGAACGCGGCGACAUUCUAUGCUGUGUGCUGGUUUCAGAGCCUAUUCCAGUAAACCGACGGUUUGAUAUCUAUCGAUUCCCGAAACCCAAUGUGCGCUCUCGUCUGGGGCUACCGCUUGUCU